AUGUUAUAUCUAAAUCGAAUCUGUACAAACAUUGAUAAUAUGAGCUCAUUGAAAUCCAACGAAGUUGCCAUCAACUUGAAAUUAUUUAAGGUAUUUCGUUUUUACCAUAUAUUUGAUCCAAAUAGCGGAAAACUUUGCAAAUUCAAUGUUUACCAUUUAGCUUGGUACAUCAUAAAUUGCGUCAUUGGUUGUAUAUUAAUUUACGGAUUGUUGGGUUAUUUUACUGAAAUGGAGGAUGUUAUCGACAGCAUUUUUCACAUACAGAUAAUGUUCUGUUAUUUGCUCUAUUCUCUAAGUUUACUUAAAAUAAUCACGUUUUUAUACAAAGCAAAUAACAUUUGGGAUUUACUCCGUGUCACUCGCAUAAAUUUUUUGACGAGUACACAGUGUCAAGCACAUAUUGGAAUCCUCCAUAAACAUCGCAACAAAUCAAUAAAAAUUACAAAUCUCAUAAGUGGUUUUGCAAUCGUGACUACCCUCGAAUGGAUCUUGUUUCCUCUAGUGCUGCGGUUGUUGUCAAAAACAGACGCAAGCCAUUCAAAUAAACGCUUUGAGAAUAUUUUUAACUUUCGGUUCCCGGUGACCGUCUGUGAAUACAAUAAUUAUUAUUUUAUAUUUUAUAUCAUGGAGUCAUUUAUUGCAAUAUUUAUGUUAUACGCAUACGUAGUGACUGAUGUCUUCUUUAUUUCUGUCUGCUAUGUCAUAAUUGCUCAAUACGAGAUAAUCAAACGGGCUUACGAAAUUGUCAACUGUGAACAGACUUCCGAAAAUAAUAAUGAAAACAAAAACCAUAAUAAUAUUAUUGUGAACGACUGUUGUGAUGAUUUAAUAUCGAUUGUGAUGGACCAACAAAAUCAUUACGCGAAGUUAAGGUUAUUUUAUUCUACAUAUAAGCUUAUAAUUGUAUCAACUGUUGUAAUAAAUUCAGGGUCUAUCAUCAUUUUAACAUACGCAUCUGUUGUGAUUUUCACUUCACCAGAAACCAUACCAAUUCUUAGUAUAGUCAAGUUGAUAUCAGCAUUUACAUACAUGUUUUUUGUUUUAUUUUUCCUAUGUUAUUUAAUGGAAUGCAUCAACAAUAAAAUAGAAUCCGUCCAACUUGGGAUGUAUAGUUGUAAUUGGACAGCGAUGAAUAUAAAAUCAAAAAAAUUGUUAUUGUUCUCAAUGCGGAUGCACAAUGCUAAUAAAUUGAUGAUUAAAACAACACCAAACAACAUCAUCAACCUACAAUUAUUUAAUAGCGUAAUGAUGACAUCCUACAACAUUGUCUCAGCUAUGGUGAAUACACGUUCUAAAUAAAAUAAGGAAGAUUAAUAUAUAAUAUCAACAAAAUUC
Messenger RNA from Acyrthosiphon pisum (pea aphid), 1335 nucleotides. RefSeq lists its product as uncharacterized. The record is from RefSeq and is a predicted model, not a curated record. Lineage: Eukaryota; Metazoa; Arthropoda; Insecta; Hemiptera; Aphididae. Gene Ontology annotation, molecular function: olfactory receptor activity; odorant binding. Bases 1 to 1299 code for a protein of 432 amino acids. Gene Ontology annotation, cellular component: plasma membrane. Gene Ontology annotation, biological process: detection of chemical stimulus involved in sensory perception of smell; sensory perception of smell. The transcript is spliced from 7 exons.